UAGAGUCACAGGGCGGACGGCGAGGAGAGCGGCGCUUGGCUCGGAGCUCAGGAGUGGGGGAAAGGAAGGGGCGCGUCUCCCGCCACCGUUGCAGCGCGAACCGGGCUCUCUUUUUUACGACGACCCUUGUGAGGCUCUACCAUUCGCCCCCCCCUCAGCCAACCCCCAACUGUGAGUGGGCGCGCGGGGCUGAGGAAAAGAAGGGGUGAUGCGUUUCCCGCUGGCGGCCAUCGCCACCUCCACGACCGCCGCCGCCUCCACCGCUGCGGCCGCCGCCUCCACCGGAUCCUAGAGCCGCUCUCGUACAGCGGCCUCUUUCGCACCCCCUUCUUUCGCACCAUCUCCCACCCCAGGGUGCUCUUUCUUUACCGGCGGGUCCCGGACCCGGUAUGAGCCGCGACGCCGUCUUCAUUUCCUCUUGAACGGCCGACGACGUUCUCCCGCAGACCGGCACCCCUCUCCUCCCAGUCCUAAUUCCCUUCGCGGGAGGGGAAGUGACCGGCCGACCCUCGGAGAUGGGGGUGAACGCGGUGCACUGGUUCCGCAAGGGGCUUCGGCUCCACGACAACCCGGCGCUGAGGGAGGUCAUCCAAGGAGCCGACACGGUGCGAUGCGUCUACAUCCUGGACCCCUGGUUCGCGGGCUCGUCCAAUGUGGGGAUCAACCGGUGGAGGUUUCUGCUUCAAUGUCUUGAAGACUUGGACGCCAACUUACGAAAGUUAAAUUCUCGUUUGUUUGUGAUUCGAGGACAGCCCGCAGAUGUGUUUCCUAGACUCUUUAAGGAGUGGAAUAUUGCAAAACUUUCUAUUGAAUAUGACUCUGAGCCAUUUGGGAAAGAGAGAGAUGCAGCAAUUAAGAAGCUGGCUACUGAAGCAGGAGUGGAAGUCAUUGUACGAAUUUCACAUACUUUAUAUGACCUAGACAAGAUUAUAGAAUUAAACGGAGGACAGCCACCUCUUACCUAUAAGAGAUUUCAGACUCUAAUAAGUAGAAUGGAGCCAUUGGAAAUGCCUGUGGAAACUAUUACUGCAGAAGUAAUGUCAAAGUGUGCUACUCCAGUUUCUGAUGACCAUGAUGAGAAAUAUGGUGUUCCAUCACUGGAAGAAUUAGGUUUUGAUACAGAUGGACUGCCUUCUGCUGUUUGGCCAGGUGGAGAAACGGAAGCUCUUACAAGGUUGGAAAGACAUUUAGAAAGAAAGGCUUGGGUAGCGAACUUUGAACGUCCACGAAUGAACGCAAAUUCUCUUCUUGCAAGUCCUACAGGACUUAGUCCCUAUCUACGCUUUGGCUGUUUGUCCUGCCGUCUCUUUUAUUUCAAGUUAACGGACCUGUACAAAAAGGUAAAAAAGAACAGCUCUCCUCCUCUUUCUCUCUAUGGUCAGUUGUUGUGGCGUGAAUUCUUCUACACAGCAGCCACGAACAAUCCACGCUUUGAUAAAAUGGAAGGCAAUCCCAUAUGUGUGCAAAUUCCAUGGGACAAGAAUCCUGAAGCUUUGGCAAAAUGGGCAGAGGGCAGAACAGGGUUCCCUUGGAUUGAUGCUAUUAUGACCCAGCUACGUCAAGAAGGUUGGAUCCACCAUUUGGCCAGGCAUGCUGUGGCAUGCUUUUUGACUCGAGGAGAUCUGUGGAUUAGUUGGGAAGAAGGAAUGAAGGUAUUUGAAGAAUUGCUUCUGGAUGCUGACUGGAGUGUGAAUGCAGGCAGUUGGAUGUGGCUAUCCUGUAGCUCCUUCUUCCAACAAUUUUUCCAUUGCUAUUGUCCUGUGGGUUUUGGCAGAAGAACUGACCCUAAUGGGGACUAUAUCAGACGCUAUUUGCCUGUACUCAGAGGUUUUCCUGCAAAAUACAUAUAUGAUCCUUGGAAUGCCCCUGAGGGUGUACAGAAGGCUGCAAAAUGUAUAAUAGGAGUCAAUUAUCCAAAACCAAUGGUAAAUCAUGCUGAGGCAAGUCGUUUGAAUAUUGAGAGGAUGAAACAAAUCUACCAGCAACUGUCUCGAUACAGAGGAUUAGGCCUCCUUGCAUCGGUGCCUUCUAACGGGAAUGGAAAUGGAAAUGGUGGCCUAAUGGGAUAUUCUCCAGGAGAAAACCUCCCAGGUUAUACCAAUACAAAUGGAUCCCAAAUGGGAACAAGUGAAGGCCAUAUAGGAGAAUCUCGUACAGGAACAAGUGGAAUUCAGCAGCAAGGUUACUCUCAGGGGAGUGGUAUUUUGCAUUAUGCUCAUGGGGACAGUCAGAAAGCACACUUAAUCCAGCAAGGAAGAACAUCACUUGGUACUGGAGUGUGCACUGGGAAACGGCCAAAUCCUGAAGAGGAAACUCAGAGCAUUGGUCCAAAAGUCCAGCGACAAAGUAGUAAUUAACUGGGUAAAAAUUCUGAAGGAAAUGAUUGAUAAUAGAAGACUACACGCUGUAUUCCACUCUCACAAGAAGAAACUAAGCAUGCCUCUACUGCAUAGUUGAGAACAUGACUUCCAAUGGAGAAGUGGACCAAACACCACUGAACUUGCCAUCCUGUCUGGCAGUAGCCCAGAGUAACCUGCCGUUCAUUUCAUGCUUCUAGCAGCCAUAUAUAGGGAUACCCCGAGCAUGACUUGUAUUGCCAGCUUCUGUUUUUCCACUAAACCGUGUAUUAACUUGAUCCUUUUUGCUUGCUGAGUGAUAAAAGCUCCCACUUGAAACACACCAGCUAUUUGUGUAAAUGCAGGGAGUAGCUAUUUAUUUUGUUUAUAUGAAUCUCUUUGUUAAUUUUUAUGUGCUCCAUAGUUUUUAUAUUGAGAAGGCAUUAUUUUCAUUUUACCUCCUAUUAUGGCCUACAGAUGUUUCCCCCUUCCUAAGCUGCAGUAUACCUAAAUUUCCACCUCAUUUGCAGCUCAGUAUUUCCCCCCUCAAUAGUCAGGUUCUACUUUCUCCCUUAAGAGUUGAAUAUACAGGUCCACACAAAAUAAUCUGUAGCUACAUUGCACAUAGAUUUACCUAGCAGAUUGCAGUAUUUUUUCUCUCUGCUUUUUAUAAGUGUUUUAUGUUGCUACAUAGAUGCACCAGAUAGUACAUUUAUCAAGGUUGCAUUUAGAACAAGUAGCCAAACCUGCUCUGAAGUAUCUUUGGUCCUGAAGCAGUUCUUCUAUUCCAACCUUCUAUUCAGAAUUGUUAGAGCUGCCUGCUCUGCUGGCUGGGGAUUAUAGGAGUUGUAGUCCAGUACAUCUGGAGGACACUGGGUUAGGAAAGCUGCACUAGGGCCGUCCGUUUUCCCUUGCAGCUCUGCGGAAGGAUUUAGGGCAGUUCACAGGAAGCAUUCUGCACAAGUAUUAUCUUAAAAGUGUAUAUACAGUUCAGGAGCUCCAUCUUUCUGUAUGAUUGCCAUACCAAGAACCCUAAGCAUUUGUACUGCUGCUGAUUCUUACCAGCUGGCAUAAAACAGUGGAAUAGUUUAUUUUGCUAUACCCUCUCUAUGCCUGAAAUACUAUAAACAUGAAGAAUUGCUCCUGCAAUAAUUUUGGAAGUGCCAGCUCAGUUCUUAGUUUUGCGUAAAAUGCUGUGACAUUAAGUUCUGCAAUGCACCAUGAAGCCCGUAUUAGGAAUUAACAUACUGUCAAACUUUUCUGAACUUUGUCUCUGCAUCAAAUUAAAUCAAUUUAUCCAGCCCACUCUCUAUUCCAACUAGCAUCCAAACUAAAGGAUAAAAAUAAAACUUGAAAGAAGCCAUUACCCAUUUGCUCAGCACUACAUUUCUGCCCUGUUUUGUUUUAAAUUGUAGGUGUUGAGCCCUUCCUUUAUUUCACCUUUAUUUCCUUGUCUGUCUAGUCAGAACUCAAGAUUUAGGUUUUGAGGCUGAGUAUGGCAAAUCUUGUCAGUUCACUCCGCAAAACUGUAGGCCUCUAAAGAAGCUUUACUUUUGGGGAGUUGUUUCUGCUUAUGCAAGAAGUUUAACUUACCAUUGUGUGGAACCUGUAAAAUGUAGUAGACGCCACAAGUAGUUCUAAUUUGGUAGAAAAGGCCAGUGCAUAGGAUUGUAAUGUCGAUCUGUCAAUGCAUGUGCUUCUAUGUGGAGCCUUCUUUUGCCUUUUGUCCCCACACCCAUUUGGGAUUCUUUUGAUAUAUAACACCUGUGUUCUAAAAUCUGUAAACCUGUUCUCUUUGCCCAUCUGUGCUUGUGUUUUUGGCUUACAGUGUUGUUGAAAGAAGGAUCCACAUCCUAAAAUUUCAGGGCAAAAUAUCACUUCAUAGUGGAAUUAAUUGUGAGAGUACUUAUAUUAAAAUGUUAAUUUUCACACAUUUAUUUUCACACAGUGAAUUGUUGUAAACAGCUGAUUUUGUUUUUGUUUUUUGGAAUGAAUUGUUUCUAACUGGCAUUUCUAUGGUUUUUAAACUUUUAAUGACUUUCACAAAGGGCAAAUAGAGAUUUGUAAAUAAAGCAUUUGGUGAUGAGUUGGGUAACUUAAUGUAAAUAUGAGCAUUCAUGAUUAGUGAUAGACUCAUCAAUAUAUUUUUGAUAUUUCAUGUAUGGCUUUCAGUAAAAGCAGUAAUGGAUGGAUGAAAAUGAAAAGUGUCCAGGCAAUGAUGACCUUUUUAGAUUUAAUAUUUUUAGAUUUGGGACAGGUUUUUUGACCUCUUUAUGAUCUAAGCUCUGUCUUUUCAUAAUGUCAACUCUUGUAUGUCUGUGAAUAAAAUACAAUAGAGAUGUUACUGUAUGGAAAUACAGUUGUAUAUAAGUCCCAUAUGCCAAUAUUUUUGUUAAACUACAAAGUUGUCCUGUAAUACGUCCCAUUCUUGUAUUUCUCACUGUCUUGUUCAAUCACAGUGAGGAUUUCCUUGUUAAUAAAAAUGUAUAUACAGGUU
Elgaria multicarinata webbii is the source of this 4833-nucleotide messenger RNA. It is a transcript of the gene CRY1, whose product is annotated as cryptochrome circadian regulator 1. Gene Ontology annotation, cellular component: cytoplasm; nucleus. The coding region runs from base 516 to 2357 and encodes 613 amino acids. The record is from RefSeq and is a predicted model, not a curated record. Gene Ontology annotation, molecular function: FAD binding; DNA binding. Gene Ontology annotation, biological process: negative regulation of DNA-templated transcription; entrainment of circadian clock by photoperiod; circadian regulation of gene expression. Lineage: Eukaryota; Metazoa; Chordata; Lepidosauria; Squamata; Anguidae. The transcript is spliced from 13 exons.